Molecule: messenger RNA, 1152 nt
Organism: Acanthamoeba castellanii str. Neff
Lineage: Eukaryota; Discosea; Longamoebia; Acanthamoebidae
Product: protein kinase
Exons: 6
Coding region: 1-1152 (383 amino acids)
Biological process (GO): protein phosphorylation; intracellular signal transduction
Cellular component (GO): cytoplasm
Molecular function (GO): ATP binding; protein serine/threonine kinase activity
Source: RefSeq, a predicted model, not a curated record
AUGUCGGCCAGCACCUUGCCUCGCAAAUGCAUCUCGACGACCAUCUCCUUCCGAGAGAAGAAGGAGCUCCUCCAGAAGUGUCAGCUCAAGGAAGAAGAAACGAGAAAGGAGUCGGAGGCUCUCAUCUUUCAGGUCUCCAACUUUGUGCUCAAGCGCCAGCUGGGCCAGGGCGCCGGCGGCCGGGUCUUCCUCGGGCGCCACGUUGAGGACCGCAACCGACGGGCGGCCAUCAAGAUCAUCCACAAGCGCAGCUCCAACGCCAAGGCCGUUCGCAUGGCACGAAGGGAGCAUGCGAUCCUGACGGAGCUGCCGCCGCACCCGCACAUCGUCAACCUGUUCGACGUGGUGGAGAACAGCAAGCGGCUGUGUCUGGUGAUGCAGUACGCCGAGGGCGGCGACCUGUUUGACUACGUACUCAAGAGCGGCAAGCUGCCCCAGCACGAGGCCUGGCGGAUCUUCCGCCAGCUGCUCGACGCCGUCAACCACAUCCACAAGCACGGCUUCAUGCACCGCGACAUCAAGCCCGAAAACAUCUUUUUGGACAAGGACCUGAACGUGGUGUUGGGCGACUUCGGGCUGGGCGGCAAGUGGUCGUCGCUCUCCCCGACCAACGCCACCUGCGGUUCGCUGAACUACGCGGCACCCGAGAUCCUCGGCGCCAACUACUACAUCGGCCCCGAGGUCGAUCUGUGGAGCUGCGGCGCCGUCCUGUACAUGAUGCUCACCGGCUCCGUCCCCUUCUCCGCCGAGAGUACGGCCGACGUCUAUGAGAACAUCCGGACGGCGGCGAUCCAGACCCCCUCGUUCCUCGACAAGGACGUGGUCGACCUGAUGCACAAGCUGCUCACUCCGCACUCCCUCAAGCGAGCCACCAUGAUGGACGUGCUCAAGCACCCGUGGCUUCAGAAGCUCCCCCACAGGAGUAGGACCGCGCCCAACCUCGGGGCCGUGCGCGUGCAGCCGCAGUUGCUGCCGACGCCGAUGGAGGACAAGAAGGAGAAGGACCGGGAGAGGCGACAGAGACAACAGGAGAUCGCCCAGAAGGAGUCGCAGGACCCGUCCAGGUCCUCGCGGGGCUCCUCUUGCCGGAGCAGCAAGAAGAACACCUUCAAGGCCAAGGAAAUCGAAGUCGAGAUCGAGCAGUCGUCGUGA